Paracoccidioides brasiliensis Pb18 is the source of this 2085-nucleotide messenger RNA. RefSeq lists its product as uncharacterized. The record is from RefSeq and is a predicted model, not a curated record. Bases 1 to 2085 code for a protein of 694 amino acids. Gene Ontology annotation, molecular function: RNA binding. The transcript has a single exon. Gene Ontology annotation, cellular component: sno(s)RNA-containing ribonucleoprotein complex. Gene Ontology annotation, biological process: ribosome biogenesis; box H/ACA snoRNP assembly; pseudouridine synthesis.
AUGACGGAUAUGCCAUCUACGGGCCAGCCAAUGCCCGGAGAUAUUAUGGACCCUCCUGCAAAACGGCCAUGUCUUGAACCAGUAUCGAAUGGCUUCGAGCUUGGAGAAACGCCUGUGGAUGAUGGAAGCGAUUUCUACAACACUCCUCUGAAUGCAGGUUCACCGGCCAAUAAUGCUCAGAGCUGGGGUGCCGAAGAUAGCAACACUACUGUCGUGCCUACACCGUUGAAACCUACACCGACAAUACCUGGACUCGGCUUCUUGAAUGGGGACAAUGCAACUGUGGCGCCCCAAGGGAAUGGGUCUGCGGAUCGUGGAGGUAUCGUCAAAUCGGCAAGUUCUGGGUUUAAGCCCGCUGAAACUUCGCGCGAAUGUAAUCAACGAAUUACACCACCGGAUGAUGUAAAAAUGGGAGAUACAAGCUCUGUUGUGCAGAAACAUGAAGGAGAAGUACAAGAUCAGAAUCAUACUUUUUCGGAAGAAUCCAAGCCCAAUGCCAUCACUGCCAUUUCGACGACAGAUAGUGAGCCAAUAUCACCAACGCAGAACGGAGUAUCCGGAGGACUAUCUGGAGGUGCUCCAAGAAACACAGGAGGUGCGGAAAUUGGCCCCGACAAUAGCGAAAAUCCCGAGUGGGAGAUGGACUCUUCACCUUAUGAAUCUUCUUCCUCAUCCUCGUCUUCUGAUGGUAGCGAUGAUGAAGACAGCGAGGAGUAUGACUUACUAGACCCAGAGGAACAAGCCCGGAUACUGAUGGCGACAGAGGGCGCUUCGGACGAUGAAGUAGAUGGAAAACAUAAAGGAGGACAAGUUAGGACAGCAAAUGAGAAGCCGGAAGAAAUCGUACCUAAACCUGACAUUACCGUCACUCCCGAUAUGAAGGUAGAAGUCCUUGGAAACGUGGAAACAAUUGUGGAAAAUGUGGUCCUGAUCAAGGCAAAUAUCUCUGGAGAAUAUCAAGUGCUGGAGAGCGGUUCGGUCCUUUGCCUUGCUGAUCUAAGUGUCAUUGGUGUAGUAUCCGAAACCUUAGGAAGAGUGGAGCAGCCAUUAUACACAGUUCGAUUCCCAAAUGAGGAAUCGAUAAAGGCGGCAAAUCUGGAGCGCGGUACGCCUGUUUUUUACGUUAUGGAUCAUUCCACAUUCGUGUUUACACAGCCUUUAAAGGGACUUAAGGGUAGUGAUGCUUCUAAUUUCCAUGAUGAAGAGGUUGGAGAUGAGGAAAUCGAGUUUUCAGAUGAUGAGGCGGAAGCUGAGUACAAGCGACUCCUGAAGCAAAAGCGUCAACAGAAGAAGGAUGGGCGACGUGAUGCAAAUGGACAUGGAAAGCUGAGAAGAGAUCUCCCCGGUCUAUCGAAACUUAGAAACUCGGAGUUAAACUACGACGAUGUUGGUGCAGAAGAAGGCUAUACCCCUUUGUCUCGGCCGAACAAUUACCACAAAAUGAUAGGUUAUGGUGAAGGACCUCUAGAGGAGUCUCAACCACGUAAGCAAUUUGCGGAGAGGGCCUCCCGGGGAGGCGGAGGCAGAGGGGUUGAUCGUGGAGGGCGAGGACGCGGGAGAGGCGGCGGCCACCAGAAGCACAGAGAUGAUCGCCUUCAACAACAGUCGCGGCCACAACCGCAGUCAGAGAAACAACUGCAACAAGAACCCUCGCAAAGUAACUACCCUCCGCAAUCUGCCGAGUUCCAUCCUCCACAAACUUCACAUCAAUCGCAGAAUCCCUACCAGCAGCAAUCUCCCUACAAUCUACCCUUCUACCCCCCUUAUCAAUACCAACAACCAAACCAUACUCCUCAGAUGUACAACACCAACCAAGCAUUUUUCCCUUUCCACUCUCCGCCAGCUCAGCAAUCGCUUUCAUUCCAGUCUUCCCAACAAGCCCAAACCUCAUCCCUUCCACCACCAGGUUCCCAUAUAAACCCGGCCUUCUUCCCCAAUUUCCAGCAGCAGCAGCAAAAUCAACCACCAACCCAACAAGGUGCAUACUCAACUCAAGCAUCCUCAAAUCAAUCCUCAGCUGACACCUUUGCUGCCGCACAGGCUCAGUUGGAUCUGUUAAGGAGGUUGAGAACGGGUGGCUCUUGA